Mycotypha africana is the source of this 2289-nucleotide messenger RNA. Its product is annotated as calcium-activated chloride channel-domain-containing protein. Gene Ontology annotation, cellular component: cortical endoplasmic reticulum. The coding region runs from base 1 to 2289 and encodes 762 amino acids. Gene Ontology annotation, molecular function: chloride channel activity. Gene Ontology annotation, biological process: chloride transmembrane transport. The transcript has 5 exons. NCBI's taxonomy places the organism in Eukaryota, Fungi, Mucoromycota, Mucoromycetes, Mucorales, Mycotyphaceae. The record is from RefSeq and is a predicted model, not a curated record.
AUGACCAACAAUCCUACUCCUAUUUCCAAUGCACCGCCUUCAGCUGAGCCUGCUUCUGGUGGUGAUUUCUCUGAACCUGCCCCUACUCUUACUAGUAGCAAUUUGGAGCGUUCUAAUAACGACGCUAAGCCUACUAGCAGCAAAUCUGAGGUCGAACAAGCCGCUCGCUCUGCAACUGACAAGGCCCAUGAUAACGCUGGCGUCGACUACGUGAUAGUAUUCACUUACCCAACAAAGAUUCCUAAGGGUGAUAAAAAAAUUACAAACAAGGCUGAAUUAGAGGCUGAUGUUACUGAAAGCCUCAAGAGUCUUACUACUCGUUUAGCUAAGGUGAGCUUGCGUUUCCAAGUUCGCCCAGGGGAAACUGAUGGUACAUUUUUGAUUAUGGUCGGAAGUCCUCUCAGUACUUUAAAGCAAGAAUACAGGCGUGAAAGAAUUCACGAUUUCUUGUUUGGCGUCCGCUUUGAUGAGCUCACCGAUGGCUCUCAGAAUACACACAAAAUUGACACCGACUUUGAGAAUUUAACAGAUGCCGAACGUUUGCGCUUGGUUUACGAAUUAAUGACUGAACCCCAAUCUGAGAGCGGAGCAGGAAUAUCCAUUGAAACAGAGAAGUAUGUUGAGGCCAUCAUUCCUUUACAUGAUGAAAAAUUCAACAAGAAAUGGUUAGAUUAUUUACCUAAGAAGUGGGUACUUGAUGAUAACGAUUUAACUACAAUUCGCGACCAUUUUGGUGAAAGAGUUGCUUAUUACUUUGCUUUUGUUCAAACCUAUACUUGGUGCUUGACUAUCCCUGCCAUUGUCGGUAUUGUAUCCUUUUUGAUUCAGAGAAAGGGUGUUUCCAUUUGGUUCUCUGUAUUCAUGUUGCUAUGGUCUGUUGCCUUUUAUGAACUAUGGGACAGAAAGGAAAACGAAUAUGCUAUCAGGUGGGGCGUCCGUAACGUCUCUAAGCACGAAAAGCGUAGAAUUGAUUUCGUUGGUGAAAAGUUAGUUAAGGAUGAUGUUACGGGCGAAGAAGUUCCUUACGUUCCUGGUUGGAAACUGGUGCUAAGACGCUUGUCUUCUCUUCCUGUCGUUUUCUUUGGUGCCCUUUUUUUGACUGGUUUGACCGCCGCUGUUGUCUGCUUCCAACUCUUCAUAAAGGAGUACUAUAAUGGACCUAUGAAGCAAAUUUUGGGUUUCACUCCUUUGAUCGGUUUCUCUCUUAUCAUCCCUAUUGUUACCAAGCUAUAUGCCAAAUUGGUGAAGGUUCUAUGCGAUUUUGAAAUGCACAAGACCCAUCGUUCUUGGGAACACAGUUACACUCAAAAGGUCUUUGUUGCUAACUUCUUAGCUGCUUAUCUCGCUCUGUUCAUUACAGGUUGGAUCUAUAUACCUUUUGGCGCCAAGGUCACCCCUUAUCUCACAGCUUGGAAUAUCAAGCAUGAUCAUAACACCAUUGACUUUACACGUUUAAGAACUCAAUUGAUCUAUCUCGUUGCCACUGCGCAAGUUGUCAAUUUUGUUACUGAAAUGGUCGUCCCUUGGAUUUUGGCAAAGGCCACAGGCAAAGCUAAGAAUGUUACCGACAAGAUCACUCGUCGUAAGUCUUUCGAUGAAAAGUUGGGCGUUACCGAAAAGGAUGACGAAGAGCAUGAAUUCAUAGAACGUGUCAAGCAGGAAGUUGCCUUGAAAGAUUAUGACAUUUUCUUGGAAUACGUUGAAAUAGUCAUCCAAUUUGGUUAUGUUUCUAUGUUCUCUUCUGUCUUCCCUUUGACUGCUCUAUUCUCUUUGAUCAAUAACUGGAUCGAAAUUCGUGGUGACGCUACUAAGCUUUGUUAUUAUACCCGUCGUCCCUUGCCUCACCGUGGUGAUUCCAUCGGUCCUUGGAAGGGCAACAUGAAAUCUUUGAUUUGGUUGUCUUCUAUCACCAUGGGCUCCUACGCUUAUCUCUUCCAUCCUUCAACUAACAUUCAUUCUCCUCAUACCCUCGUCUACACUUUGGUUGCCAUUUUAUUUUCUGAACACUUAUAUCUCGCUUUGAGAUCGCUUGUUCGUUACAUCAUGAAAUUCCUUCCCAGUUGGGCUGAUAACGCUGUACGUAAGGAAGAGUUUGAGGUAAAGAAGACUUUCUUGGAACGUAUGGUCGGUGACCACAACAAAUUUUUGAAGCGUAGUAUUGAAAACCAAGAUGAUGCGAACGAUAUCUCUGAUAAAAUCAGCAUGAAGGUUUGGAACAAUCGUUUGGAUCGCAAUAGUCAGAUUGAUGAGGCCAUUCAAUUGGUUCAAAAAGCAUUCAAGACCCAAUAA